AAAAAGAAAAAUAUUUAUUUCUUAACCUUUUCCCUUUUACAAAAUCCGUCCCUCUCCCCGUCAAUAAACCAAAAUCCUCCUUUGCUGCCCCUCCGCCAAACUCCGCCGUUACUGUCGCCAUCGCCGUCACCGGCGCACCUUAACCGCCGUGACUCUGCUGCCUUCGCCGUCUCCCCUGUAUCUUCCACCACUAAAUUUCAGUAAAAAGGAUCAUGGUGGGAUUUAAGAAUAGAUAUAUGGUGAUGGAAGUUUUUUUGGAUCCAAAUAAAGAUACUGGAGUAGAUGAGCCCAUCAUAAUCACUCAAUUUAACUUGACCAAAGCCAUCAAGGAUGUUAUUCUGACAAACUUUGGUGAAUGUGGCCUCGCCUCAUCCACGAAUUCAUUUCAAGUGAAGUAUGUGAAUCCAAUUACAAAACUUUGUAUCAUACGAGCAUCAAGAGAGGAGUAUCAAAGAGUUUGGGCUGCAAUAACGAUGGUCCGGAGUGUAGGGAGUUGCCCCGUGGUGUUCAACCUACUAGACCUAAGUGGUAGCAUCAGGGCAUGUAGAGCUGCAGCAUUGAAAUGCGAUGAAUUGAAAUUUCAGCAAUACCAGUCGUUGGCCGGAGCUCGCGUUACACCAGAGAUUCAGCAGCAAAUGCAGAACUAUCUAGACAAGAUCAAAGUUUUGGAACACUAAUAUAAAGAAGUGGACCUUGGUCCUAACUCAAGCUCAAAAACUAGCUCCUUCCCUCUCUUGAAUUGCAAACACCUGUCGAGAUUCCCUAGGGCAUCGACUGCAUCCCCUUUCCGACAUCAGAUUUACCAGCAAAAGCCUACAAUGCCUCGCAAUGCCUCAUUAACAUAUGUGACAUGUGCUUGUGCGAAAGUAAAGCACGUUAGCUGGUUAAAAUUUGUGUUCUCAAUUGUCAACUGUACAUUUGCCUUUAGAACUUGAUUAAAUUGAAGGUACAUGAAGAUAAAUUUGGGAUUUACCAUGUUUCA
Molecule: messenger RNA, 982 nt
Organism: Nicotiana tabacum (common tobacco)
Lineage: Eukaryota; Viridiplantae; Streptophyta; Magnoliopsida; Solanales; Solanaceae
Product: putative ribonuclease P/MRP protein subunit POP5
Biological process (GO): tRNA 5'-leader removal
Cellular component (GO): nucleolus; ribonuclease MRP complex; multimeric ribonuclease P complex
Molecular function (GO): ribonuclease P RNA binding
Source: RefSeq, a predicted model, not a curated record